AUGUGCGCCACACAAUGGCGCUCAAUCAAAGGCGGCAUCGACAAGAACUUAACCCUCAUCGCCGACGCGAAGCUCCCCAAGAAUGCUUCAUCGCUUCCUAAAGGAAAAACCCUUGUCAGGGUCGCAUACGCAUCGGUCAAUCAUCUCGACUACAAAGUCGCUGAGAUGCCUCUCACUAACUUCAUGUUCUCCAAACCCGUCACGCCAGGUCUUGACUUCUCCGGCACCAUAGUCUCCACGACACUGGAUGAGUUUCAGUCCGGUCAGAAGGUAUUUGGAAGAACAGAGCUACCAACUGGUGGAACUCUUGCAGAGUAUGUUGUUGUUGGGAGCAAGGGAAUGGCACCGUUGCCAGAUGGUGUUGAGCUUAGAGAUGCAGCUUGUUUGGGGAUAUGUGGCACAACGGCUUUGCAGUGCAUGUCGCCAUUUGUGAAAGAGGGGGAUAGGGUGUUUAUUAAUGGUGGCAGUGGAGGUGUUGGAGUUUUUGCGAUUCAAGUUGCCAAAGCUUUGGGGUGUUCCCAUGUCACGGUCACUUGCUCCGCUUCGAAUGCCGAGUUCUGUCGAAGCCUUGGUGCUGAUGAGACUAUUGAUUACCAGUCUGAAGAUCCGAUUGAAGUGCUGAAGAAGAAGGAGGAUAAGUUUGACUUCAUUCUCGACACGGUCUUCAACGAUCCAGAUCUCUACUGGCAGUCCCAUCAGUAUCUCAAACCCGACGGCCAGUAUGUUUGCGUUGGUCUACCACCACGCUUUCAGACCUUCAAAUCCCUACUUACUAUCAACCUGUUACCGAGAUGGUUGGGUGGUGGGAAGAGAAAGUUCAAGUAUCAUUCUGUGACGGCGAACAGGAAGGACUUUGGGCGGGUUGCAGAUUGGAUGAAGGAUGGGAAGAUCAAGGCUGUUAUUGAGGAGGAGUUUGGGCUGGAGGAUGCGGGGAGGGCGUAUGCGAGGUUGAAGGAGGGGAGGACGAGAGGGAAAUUGGUUGUGCGUGUUGGAAGUGAAGCUGUUGUUGAUUGA
This is a messenger RNA of Fusarium oxysporum Fo47, 1014 nucleotides long. Its product is annotated as NAD(P)-dependent alcohol dehydrogenase. Gene Ontology annotation, cellular component: mitochondrion. The record is from RefSeq and is a predicted model, not a curated record. The transcript has a single exon. The coding region runs from base 1 to 1014 and encodes 337 amino acids. Gene Ontology annotation, molecular function: oxidoreductase activity. Lineage: Eukaryota; Fungi; Ascomycota; Sordariomycetes; Hypocreales; Nectriaceae.